Exaiptasia diaphana is the source of this 871-nucleotide messenger RNA. RefSeq names its product general transcription factor 3C polypeptide 1. Lineage: Eukaryota; Metazoa; Cnidaria; Anthozoa; Actiniaria; Aiptasiidae. Gene Ontology annotation, molecular function: DNA binding. Gene Ontology annotation, cellular component: transcription factor TFIIIC complex. The record is from RefSeq and is a predicted model, not a curated record. Gene Ontology annotation, biological process: transcription initiation at RNA polymerase III promoter; 5S class rRNA transcription by RNA polymerase III.
AGGAAACUACAGAAGAGAACAACCCAGUAGUAUGGAACCAUGAUCUACGAUUCAGUUAUGGAUACCUGGCUAAGUUCCCUCGCAUGCAGCUAAUCCAUGAGUUCAUGUGGCAGGCUUUCUUUGGUGUCAAAGACAAACUAGUUAACUAUAAGAUAGAAUAUGAAGUAGAGCAUGCUGGGAUUGUUAAGACAGGGUCCACUGCGACUGAAAGCUUACCUAAUGAUCAAACGAACCGCAAUGCCUCAGAUGUGGAUACUGAUAAAGGGGAACCGCAAACUCAACUGACUCAAGCAAGUACUGAAGCAAUUCACACAGAAAUGAGCCAGCAGUCAAACAGCACAGCACCUCCAGUAGUUCCCUCUGUUCAAGAAUCUGUUGCAAAAUCAGAAGAUAUUGUACAGAAAAACAAAGCAACGAAUACUGGUGAACUUACCUCAGAGACGCACAAUUAUGGAUGGAUUGGUCAGCUUCAGCCAUUGCCAACUUACGACAAACCACUUGGUUGGGUUAAGUUGAAUGAUUUUUUAAAGAUUAUGCCUUUGUCUGUGUAUUGUAAUACGGUGGGGAUUAACAGGAAGGUGGAUGGUCUAGAUGAGUACUACAAUGACCCCAUUAAGAUACACACGGCCUUUAAGGACCUGCCUGACAAAAUCAGAAGGAAAUUGAAGUACAAAGGGAGGUACAAGGAUGCAUUUACUGAGAUUUUCAAUAAUUUGAUGCGUGCUGGUCUGGUUAUGGUUGAAAGGCCWGUACCUGGUGAACGAUUACAGGUUUGUAGUUUGAUUGACAGAUUGAAUUGCUCUAGUUCAUUAUGAYGUCACAUCAAAACAUUCUAUUGUUUUAACGCUAAGGAUUAUGGUCGCCAGAAGGG